AUGCUUGAGCUAGCACUGAGGGUGGGAAUCAAAGCACGAGGAGGAACUGGGAAAUUUCUAUGUAAAUCCUGCUCGUUUUCUCCAAUUCUUGAUUCAGAACUUGUACCAGAUAGGUUUAGGUUAACUGUAGAAGAUAUCUCAAGUGUCAAACAUGUUGUUUCAGAGCUUCUUCGGAAAGAAACGGAUGUUAAAGACUUAGAUAACAACAAUGUUCAUGCGGUGGUGCAGCAAGUAGUGAAUAUAAUAGAAGCUGCAGCAGGAGAACUUGAAUGCCUUUCUGUUGUUGCUUCCAAGUUGCAUAAAUUCUUUCUUUUUGCUAAUAUUGAUGUUGAGGGAAGUGUGUUUUUAACAAGUUGA
This is a messenger RNA of Lactuca saligna, 357 nucleotides long. Lineage: Eukaryota; Viridiplantae; Streptophyta; Magnoliopsida; Asterales; Asteraceae. The record is from the annotation of a GenBank genome assembly.